Actinia tenebrosa (Australian red waratah sea anemone) is the source of this 6537-nucleotide messenger RNA. Its product is annotated as serine/threonine-protein kinase Nek10. Gene Ontology annotation, molecular function: ATP binding; protein serine/threonine kinase activity. Gene Ontology annotation, biological process: regulation of cell cycle G2/M phase transition; positive regulation of MAP kinase activity; protein phosphorylation. The record is from RefSeq and is a predicted model, not a curated record. Lineage: Eukaryota; Metazoa; Cnidaria; Anthozoa; Actiniaria; Actiniidae.
AAGAAAGAAAGAAAGACAUUUUUAAAUGUUAUUAAAAUAAAAUUUUUGUCGUCCAAAGAGGUAUUGUAUCAAAACGGUAUUAACUAAAAAGAAAUUAAAACAACUAAAAAUAGUAACGUUUUCACCUGUAUGUCUGUAUAUCCUGCUGUUAUUAGAGCGGAACACGAAUAUCAAUAAAGGAAAUGAGGAAUAGUGAUGCAGAGGGGAUGUCUCGACAUUAUAUUUUUAGGUUUUGCAUUUUACAUUCAACGAUACAAUUCCUUAAUUUUCCGGGUUCGCCGGGCUUAAUUUUUUCCCCUUGUUGCUUUCUCUAAUCAACACGCUUCAUUAACCGGAAAAAAUAUUUUGUUAGAAAAAAGAAUUCCCAGAGCGGAUCAAGCGAAGCGCGAAAGUUUUGGACAAUUUUAAUAAGUGUAAUAUACCCUCUCCUCUGAUUGGCCCAUCCUUGCACUGCUAGCUAUAACGAGCUCCCUGAUUGGCUGUAAGAUUAUAAUAUUUUGGUUGCUCAAGUCGACGUUGGUUUUGGUGCAGUCGCUAAUAACUUUGAACAAACUAAGGUCUUUUAUCAAACUAAAAUGGCKCAAAAAUGCCAUAAAACUUGCUUUUAAAUUUGUACAUAUUGGACUGGCUAUCUCUUUCCAAUUGAACCGCGAAGUACCGAUGUAAUACCGUCAACAAAUGUUCCGCAUAUUGCGUCGACCAGAUACUAGUAUUAUGGCUGAAUAAACAUUACCUUGCUUCCUUAAAAAAUGCCUGCUGAAGAGAAACGGUCCAGAGGAGAGGCAGAAACCGAAAUCAGCAAGGGUCAAGAAGCGAAAGAUUUAUCAAGGCUUCUGGACCUGGUCAACACACCUGCCAGUAAACAACAACUGCCUUCUAUCUCAUGGGUUUCUGAUGAAAAUCAGAAUCUCACUCAAGCAACAGUUGGCUGGAAUAACCAGGGGAGCCCCCCUAAGGGAGGAUCAGGAAGUGGACCUGCCUGUCAUCACCAGUCUACUGAGUCAUUGGCACUAGAACAAUUCAGCUCAAGAUACCAAAGUACAAGAAAUUUCACAUCUCAUCCACACCACAGCUAUUUCUUACAGGUGUUCACGUCCUUGGUUAAGCACAGAGUCUGCUGCUUAGAAUGGACACAGCGAGCACCACCAGAAAACAUCCUUCGUGUUCUAAUUUGCUUGAGGAUGCUCAUGAGGGACAAAGCAUUCCAGGCAUUAUUUUUUGAACUUGGAGGAGUAAAACUCUUAUCUGAGAGGUUGCAGCUUUUGACAGAGAAUUACUUGGAAAAUGGGGAGGAACAAUUCACAGUUGACAUCCUAAAAGAAAUGACAAAUAUUUGUCAAAAACUAUCUUCAGAUGUGAAGCAGAGGGAAUGGAUGGUGGCUUGUGGGACUCACAAGGCCCUGAUAUUACUGUUAUCAGCCAAUGAUGUCAUGGUAUUGCACUGUUCACUGUAUGCCCUGAUUGGAUUAGCACAAAGUGAAAAGCCAUGUGCUCUUAUUGGUGAGCUGAACUGCACAGAAACUAUACUUAGGAUUCUCCAAGAUUAUGAUAUGCUAUCAAAAACGCUGUCAGCAAACCUUCUAAGAAUAUUAUGCUCUGAUAGCAACAUCAGAGAACAAGUGAAAGUGUAUGAAGGAAUUCCAAUAUGUCUAAGUUUACUACACGAAGAAAACCUAAAAUUCUUAUGGAAUGUGGUGUGGAUUAUUGUACAGCUAGCAGAGGAUCCUGAUUCUAGUAAUGACAUUCGACUACUGGGAGGAAUUCCUCUUCUACUGGGCUUAUUACAGGAUCGUAGAGGACAGUCGGGAGAGAUUGGUUAUACAAACGGUGAUGUAGCGAGAGCGUCAACUAGUAGUGAGGCUGAUAGUGAUCCUCUAGAAGAUCAACUCUCUCUUAAAUCUGCGGUUUGUGCAGCGUUGACUGAGCUGGUUCUCAACGAUACGAAUGGACAGCAAAUCGUACAGGCAAAUGGUGUCUAUCUUUUGGGUCUGUUGAUAUUACCGCAAGAAACAUCCACGAGCGAAGAAGCUGCGGCUGUUGAGAACAUACAGAAAAGUGCCUUCAGAGCCUUAAGAUUUCUUUUCAGCAUGGAAAGGAACAGACAAUUAUUUAAAAGGCUAUUUCCUCCAAGUCUCUUUGAGAGCUUCAUCGAUGUUGGCCACUACGUACGGGACUUGAAUGCUUACAAGAAACUUGUUGAAGAGCUUAAUAGUGUAUCGGAAGAAGAUAUCAGCACCAUACGUAACAACAUCCUAGCCAUCAAUCAAUACAAGGCGCCUAUCAAAAUCAUUGGUUCAUAUGAAGUGUUAGAACUACUCGGUUCUGGUGCGUUUGGCAGUGUAUUCAAGGUGAGAAAAAGGCACGGAGGACAGUCGAUGCUUGCUAUGAAAGAGAUUUCAGUACACAGCCCCACACUGGGUAAGACAGCAAAGGAACGUGGUCAGAGUGUUGGAGAAAUAGUGAAUGAAACUAUAAUCAUGAAAGAACAGUUGAGACAUCCCAAUAUCGUUAGAUAUCAUAAAGCAUUUGAAGACAAGGAAAAACUUUAUAUCGUAAUGGAGCUUAUAGAGGGCGCCCCAAUGGGAGAACACUUUAACUCAUUGAUUGAGAAGCGUAGUAGAUUUACUGAAGAAAGAAUAUGGCAUAUCUUCAUCCAGAUCGUAUUAGGAUUAAGGUACAUUCAUAAAGAGAAACACAUCGUACACCGAGAUCUUACGCCCAAUAACAUCAUGUUGGGAGAAAACGAUAAAGUUACUAUCACUGACUUCGGUCUUGCCAAGCAAAAGAACCCGGAUGCAAGCAAGAUGAUGUCUGUCGUUGGAACGAUACUCUACUCUUGCCCUGAGGUAGUGCAAAGCCAACCAUACGGUGAGAAGGCAGAUGUCUGGGCCGCAGGGUGUAUACUCUACCAGAUGGCAACCCUAAAACCCCCUUUCUUUUCUUCCAAUAUGUUAGCAUUAGCCACAAAGAUUGUUGAGGCCAAGUAUGACCCAAUACCUUCGGGACAAUAUUCUGAUAAAGUUACCGAAACAGUGAGAAGGUGUUUAACGGCAGAUCCAAGCGAAAGGCCUGAUAUUGUGGAGGUUGGUUCAAUCAUCAGUGAUGUGAUGCUGGUAUACAUGGAUAAACUGAGGGCUAACGAAAUUAAUCUUGAAAAGAAACUCGAACGAGAACGCAAGAGGACACAAAGGCAUUACUUAGAAGCCACGCGGAACAUGCAGAAUUAUCAUCGCCUAUUUUGGGCCUCUCAAGAACGUUACGAUAAGCUUGUCAAUCUAUCAAGCAGCGGUGGAGCUGCUGGCCUUAAAGGAGUAAGGGACUCUGACACCGACAUGGUCUUCGACAAUGGCGACCAAGGCGAGCCUGGAUCUACAGAUGCGGGUAUAUUCAUAAACACCRAAUCCAGCUCAAACAAUUCUGGAUCUUCAGGAACAAGUAGUGAUAUCAUCAAUGAAUCUAACAUAAAGGCAUUAAGCUCGUCCUCACCUAACUUAUCUAGUACAAGACGCACUUCAAGAAAAGAACUGAACCCUCUAAAGACUCCCGGAGAUAAAGGAAUGAAAGGAACUCCAGAGAAAACUCCAAUUGGUAGCAGAUCUAAAUACGAUAAGUCCGGUGAUAAUUUCGCUAUACCUAAGCCCCCAGGUCAACGCAAAGGGGCACGAAGACCGCUUAACCUAGAACUAUUUCCUAGUAAUAAAACUACGGGAACGAUAAAUGGAGGGAACAGUAUAGCGAUUUCUACUCCUAAUUCACCCGUGGUGACUACGCCCAGCAGUGUUGACAUUGCUGUUACGAGGAGAACGCAAAGCAGUUCGUCACUUGAAGCAUACAGGAGACAGACUUCUGGACAACUCAAAUCCAGACCACCCACUGCAGCUGCUACUCUUAGCAUUUCACCAAGAAAAGUUCGACAAAUCAACGAUCCAAUAUCACAAAUCUUAAAUCAACUGCAUAAAAUCAUAUUUAUUACACAGCUUCCUCCAACGUUAUCGCCCAAUCCACAAAGAAGAAUAAUAGAACGGUUCAAACGUGCACUUUUCGCGCCACAGAGCAGCUCAUUCAACUUGAAAAGCGAAAUUAAAAAGGUCAUCGAAGGCUCACGCGAAGUUGUUGACCUUCACAGUUGGUUUGGCGAUCCUUCAUUCUUGGGUCACCAACAGGACUGUCCCACCGAUAAACUAGCCAGCGGCACUGGAUUAGAAAGUGUUGACAAGCAAGAGAUUGGGAUUACCUAUGAAACAAUACAGAAUACCAUUGAAAAUGUACUGAUGGAGAGCGGAUAUUACGAUGUGUCACCAAGUGUACGGAAUAGAUCAGCUCCACUGGGUCCAAUAGGGUCAUCGUCUAGUGCUCCUUCCAAGAGAGGAUGUAUAUCAUAGCACCAGGUCAAACCAAAAUACCAAUAUAGAAAGUAAUAUAUAGACAAAUAUAUGUACAUCGAUCAUCGUCACUCUAUUAAGACGAUCUUCUUUGUAGAAUGAAGUUUCAGAUGCACGGCGCAUAGAUGCAAACCAUCUUYGUGGGCUGACUUGUAAAGGAUUCAUAAUCUGCCCCAUCAUCUGCGCUGUCAGAUCAGUUUUCGUCAAAAAUGCAAACUCUUAGAAAUUCCGACCUUUUUAAUUAUAAUAUUGAGCAAUCAGAAAUCAGAUGUGGUCGGAUUCUUCCAAAAUCUUACGCUUCUUUUAGGAGACCCAAUGAACAUUUGCUCAAAAUGAGGAUGGUUCGGUGCAACGUUCGUAGCCUGUAGUGUAAAGAAGCGCAAGGAAACUAGACCGGGGAAAGUAUUACCAGAAGAGAGGCGAUAGGAUAGAGCGCUUCUUUUAACUCUGUUACCCCUUUUGGAGUCCUUUCCCUCUGACAACUCCCUUCGCAACGUUAAGCUAGCUACGCUGACUCAAAACGCUUUCUUUCAUGUCUCGACGGCAAAAAGAUAUUUUUGCAAUCGAGACAACAAGAAUACAUAAAUGAUAUUAAUAGAUAGUUAUUAACACUAAUAUAUUUUUAUAGAAAUCGCAAAGGCUUUCUUAGCAGGCAGUUGAUAUAACCGUACGUGUUCAUAUAGACAACGAAUUACCAAACAUAAAUUAAUAGAUAACUAACAAGUCUAGAACGUCAAGGAAUGAGAACGACGUGAAGACUCAAAUAUGAGUGUCACUCGAUAAAGAAACAAAAGCACAAGUCAGUGACUAUUUAGCUUAGAUUUAGCAGUAAAAUAACAAUGAAUGCUCUGUGAAGAGAGAAUUCUUCGAUUGCACAUUACGUCAUUGCGUCCUCUCGGGGCAGCCUUGGUGCCAUUUAACAAACGAUUUCUUAUUAGCAUCCAUUGUUAACGGCAACACAAUGGCCACCAUGCUUUCGUCUCGUAGCUCUCUUGGGAAUGCUUGGAACCCAUAUAGAGGUUUUGCAGCAUCACGUGACAGCAGCCAUGUAAAAUGGCUGGAACAAUACAAUCGUUUUACAUGAGAAAGAAUUCAAUUCCCAAGAGCAGAGGGAUUUUAUUAUUCUGCCAUCUAACCACAGGCAGCCCAAGAUGUAUUAUGGGCGUGGACUUCGUGAUGGUGCACAUUUUUUCAAGAAGUUUUCAAUACGGUACAUAGCAUUCCUUUUACCUGAUUACAUUCUUAUUUAUUGUUUUCUUCGAUUCGUAAAUCUUAAUCUAUUCUUACUGUACCUAUAGCUAGAUUUUAUUGUACCGGCGCUGGCGCACGGUGUAUCGCAUUGGUCCUUGGCCGUUUUUUUCGUGAUUAUUUCCAUUCUAAGUAAUGAAUGUAGCUUAUAUUCACCUAGGGCAGUCAGACCAAGGGUUGUUAGUGACUGAAUUACUGUUUCCAUAGAACCAUUCUGUUUGAGUCAUCUUUGUAAGUAUAGAAUAUGCGCUCGGAAAAAAAUAAUUGUAUAUUACGUAGAAUGCAUGUUAUUUUGGCGUUAUGUUUAUCCCCAUUACAGACCACGUACCAUUGGCAACAAGACAAUGUUUCAAGGUUUUCUCUCCGGUUUUCCUCUAAAUUCCGAUUCGAUCAUGGAACAAGGGUCAAAUGUUUGUUAACCACUGACUAUUAAUUGCUACCCUCGUGAAAACUAGGACGAUUUGUUCGAAUCUGUAACCACCAAACAAUGAUAAGAACUUUCAUGGGAAAGAUAACGGGUCUGAAAUAGGAAAAAACCCUAUUAAUUUGUUCUAAUUUCGAGCAGGAUGGUUCGAGAGGAAACAGACAUUCAUGGUGACAGGAAAAUGGUUAAAAACUGAUUGUGGAAGAUUGCAGGUUAAAAUAAUUAGAUGAGUGUUGUGUAAGAAUCAAUGAUUGUCAAACAUUCCCCAAAGAGACACGGUGGCCAUGUUGGUGGUAUUUAAUAUCUCCAACAUGGCUGCGAUGAUGUGACUUGAUGGCGAAUAAUAUGUGUACUGCUUUUUGGGGUUGGUCAGUGGACAUUAUACAGUAGGGAUGUAACAGCGUGUGAAAAGAUAUUAUUUUUAAUAUUAUGAACUACAAGUUUUAAGUGUGUGAAAUAUUAAAAUAUAGAUCUAUAAGAGAA